Messenger RNA from Hyaloscypha bicolor E, 789 nucleotides. RefSeq lists its product as uncharacterized. The coding region runs from base 95 to 562 and encodes 155 amino acids. NCBI's taxonomy places the organism in Eukaryota, Fungi, Ascomycota, Leotiomycetes, Helotiales, Hyaloscyphaceae. The transcript has a single exon. The record is from RefSeq and is a predicted model, not a curated record.
GCGUCAAGAGCUCGUUGAAGAAUAGAACAGGAUGGAAAUUUUGCUGGAUUGGUAACGCUUCAUUGCAACGCAAAAGGAUGAUUCUUGAAAGAGUAUGGAGAAUGUUCUGUUAGGGCUGUGUAGCUGCUUCGCCACAAGGCACUCUGCAGCUCAACGAUGGUGGCGCACUACACUGGCAACGACUCCUCCACCGCCUCGCACAAGCUCGCAACUCCCAAUCCUCGGCAUCGGAAUCGCUGCAGAGGCUCUCGGCGGGUCCGGGGACUCGCAAUCCACUCGCCAUACGUCAGAAGGCUCAGCCUUCCGUGAAUGUCUCGGUUCAGGUUCAUGGAAGCUCAAGUGCUCGCCAUCAGAACAUCACAGCCACAGCCCCAUGAUGCGCAACGGCACAUGGCCCUCUGAUUCGCGACAGCGCAACCUUCAUCACCCGGACUUUGCAAGCAUCCAUUCACGAAGCUCCAGUGUCAUUUGGUGGGAGUCUGACCUGCAGGUGCGAGAUGCCAGGCCUGCCGUUCUGAUUAGGUGGGAAACGAAGAGCUCGCCAGCCCCUCUUCCCCACUGAAGCACGUAAGUCAGCACAGCACACAUUCACUGAGGACAGCCGUGGCAAGGUAUUUAAUCUCCCAUCUGUCGUCUCUCGUACCCUUCUCCUCCCCUCUUCAUCAACAUCAGAACCUUUGUGACUUUCCACAUCACAUCACCACACAGUACAGACAUCAUGUCGAACAACGACUACUACGCAGGCCAGCCUCAACAACCACCUUACGGUCAACAACAAUACCCUCCUCA